AUGGCGGCACCUACAUUUGCACUGUUAACCGAUCUAGAAUUGGAGGAGCUUGUCUCUGAUGCGGAUGCAAAAAACACAAAACGCGGUAUCAAGUUUGCAAAAUGUCGACUGGAAGAAUUUGCCAAAUGUGCUUCUACCUCGCUCGAGGACGUGGAAAAACUAUCCAAGGAUGAGUUAGACAAGUUUCUUUGCCGCUUCUAUGCCGGUCUGAGAAAGGAAGAUGGCACAUUUUAUGCCAAAAAGACAAUGCAUGCCAUUAGAUUUGGCGUUUGUCGUCAUUUCAAAUCUGUGAGAGGUGUGGAUAUUUCAGACGCAGCAAAUUUCUCAGAAAGUCAGAAAAUGUACAAGGCCAUGAUGAUAAAGCUGAAAAAAGAGGGCAAAGGAUAUGUUCAACACAAAACUGCCAUAUCUGAUAAUGACAUGGCAAAAAUAACUCAAUCAGAUGCAGUGGAUACAAACACACCACUUGGACUACAAAACAAAGUGUUUCUUGAUGUCAUGACAUAUUUCGGACAAAGAGGUCGUGAAAAUCUUCAUCUCAUGAAAUUUGAUAAUUAUGUCUUGCAAAAAGACGAAGAUGGAGUUCGAUAUUUUGAGCAUUGCGACACGCUAACGAAGUCAAGACGAGAAAAUGAAGAUGAAAAGUUUGGUGGACGAAUGUAUGAGGUGCAAGGAUCUGAAAGAUGUCCAGUAUUCUCAUUGUUGAAGUAUAUAACUUUGCUGAAUCCCGAAUUGACAAACUUCUGGCAAAGGCCAAAGUCCAAGAUCCCAGAAAAUGGACCCUGGUAUGACAAAGCACCCCUCGGACUAAACAGCUUAGGAAACAAAAUGAAAAACAUCGCAAAGAGUGCUGGAUGCACAGCUCACUACACCAACCAUAGCCUGCGGGCGACUACAGUGACCAUUCUCGAUCAAGCAGGCAUUGCUUCCCGAGAUAUCAUGGAAGUAACUGGACACAGAUCAGAGUCCUCUCUAAAAAACUAUGUAAAAACAAGCAAGAAGAAGAGAAAAAUGAGUGCCCAAAUCGCAUCUUCAUUGCAAGAAGAAGAGAAAUUAGGACAAGGAGUCUCGGGACCACGCCUAACUCCAAGCAACAGACCUAACAUAGGCCUAGACCUAUCUAACGUUAGAUCCAGAUCUAGACCUGUACCACACACUUCAACUUGUCCCACUGACACUGGUCCGGGAUCUUGUCUUGUCUCCAGUCAGACACAAAGUAGAAAUGGAACUCAUAUCUAUAGACCUAAAUCUAGACCUGCUAAUAGUAAUGCAACACUCGAUGCUGAGAAUCUUGAGAUUGCUGGAAUUGACGAACCCAUACUGUCUCCCAGGAACAAUUGA
Molecule: messenger RNA, 1341 nt
Organism: Lytechinus variegatus (green sea urchin)
Lineage: Eukaryota; Metazoa; Echinodermata; Echinoidea; Temnopleuroida; Toxopneustidae
Exons: 1
Coding region: 1-1341 (446 amino acids)
Biological process (GO): DNA integration; DNA recombination
Molecular function (GO): DNA binding
Source: RefSeq, a predicted model, not a curated record